Molecule: messenger RNA, 342 nt
Organism: Lactuca virosa
Lineage: Eukaryota; Viridiplantae; Streptophyta; Magnoliopsida; Asterales; Asteraceae
Source: the annotation of a GenBank genome assembly
AUGCACCGCACGAGUGAAGGAUUUGCAGUCUUAGGCUAUGGCUUCAAACUGGAUAUAUUACCGAAUGUCUGCACCUUUAGCACACUCUUAAAUGGACUCGUCCUAGAAGAUAGAGUCCUCAAAGCUGAAAGAUUAUUCAAGACACUGAUCAAAGAAGGAAUGUGUGAACCUGAUGCAAUUAUGUACACCACUAUGAUUAAAGGGCUUUGUAAAUUUAGCAAUAAUGAUACUGCCAUUGCAUUGCUUAAGCUAAUGGAGGGAAGAGGUUGCAAACCUGAUGUGUUCACAUAUAGCACUAUCAUUGAUAGUCUUUUCAAAGACAAGUGGUCGAUGAUGCUUUAA